UUGGUAAGGACCGUUGCAGAAUUUCCCUUCAUCACCGACUGACAAAAACCCUCCAUAAUAUAUAUUGCAAAUCACAAAACGACCCACAGGUCCAUGUGAUUACUUUACAAGAAAUUGGUAAGCAUGGCAGUACCCUACCGUUCUCCAUCCCCGGCCCAUGGUGGUGUGUGCACGAGGGCACGCAGCCUCUGCAGCUUCACUCCACCACCGCACUGCCCUCUCUGUCACUGCCAUUCUCCAUGUGCCCCAAUCACUGCAUCUGGCUCCACCUCCAUUUCAUCUCCUUCCUCUCCUCUCAAGUCUCCAUUUAUAUAAAGGCUCACCUGCUCCACCGAUCUCCAAUACAGCUAAAUAUAAAGCUCCAUUUCACCCCUCGAUUCUCACCUCAUCUCACCACUGCAAAACCAAUCUCUCUCUCUCUGUCUGUCUCUCUGUGUGUGUGUGUGUUCAUGUGCGUGUUCAUGUGUUCAUGUGUUCCAUAUUUCCAUCCCAUUCUGUCAUCGGCGUAUCGUCGCAGGCACAGGCAGAAGGUGGUGGCUUUCGCAGCCGUGAGAGCAGAACCAGCAUGAGCAGUGGCGGCUCCCUGACCUCCCCUGCUUCGGCUGUCUGCUCCAGAUCAUGGUCUAUAAGCGAGGACUCGCUGAGGAGGUACGUGAGCUACGCGAGCGAGAGCUGCAUCCAGGAGCUGCUGGCCGCGUCGGACUCCGACCGGGGCGGCGGCGACGACGACGGCUGGAAGGUGCUGGCGUACCAUAACGGCGUCGAGAUAUCGAGGCGGCGUACGGGGCCGGCGCACGUGUUCCGGAGCCGGUGGCUACUGCAUGCCGUCUCGCCGGAACAGUUCAUGGCCGUCGCCAACGCAGUCGACGCCGCCAAGUGGGAAUCUGACCAGCUGGUGGAAGCUUCGUACAUCAAGGAGCUGGGCGACGACCUCAGCAUCAUCCACCUCAAGUUCGGCGAUGCCUCCGCCAGGCGCCCCGCCCGGCGCCGCGACCUCGUCGUCUACGAGCGCCGCCAGGCCAUGGACGACGGCACGCUGGUCGUCGCCGUGGCGUCGCUGCCCAAGGAGAUCGCCGCGGGCCUGCUGCCGCCCCAGGCCGCCAAGGGAGGCGGCGUCGGCCGGGGCCUGCUGCUGCAGUCCGGCUGGGUCGUCGAGAAGCUCGUCGACGGCGACGUCGGCUCGUGCGUCGUGACGUACGUUGUGCAGCUGGACCCGGCGGCCGGGUGGCUGCCGCGGUGCCUCGUCAGCAGGCUCAACAGCAAGCUGGUCAUGAUCAUCGACAAGCUCAAGAGGAUGGCGCAGACCACCGUGCCUGCCGCCGAGGGUUGCAACGCCGCCGACGAGGUGUGACGGCGAUGGGGAGCGACACCGAUCAGUUGCAUGCGUAGUUAUUUACCUACGUAAAUACCUUAGUUUUUUAGAAAUGGGGAGUGCAUGUCGAUCGAGGUGUUCGUAUCACAGACGAUAUAGUACUGUCAUACGAUGUGAGUGAGAAUGUGUGUUUUGUGUGUGUGAGUGUGAGUGUACGUACGAACGUACUCUGGCUUUGCAAACGGCUGCAAAGCCUUGUAACUGCGAGCUGCAGUUCAAUUAUUAAAAAUAUAUAGAUAAAUGUAGCAUCAAUUUUGUCA
This is a messenger RNA of Phragmites australis (common reed), 1632 nucleotides long. RefSeq lists its product as uncharacterized. Bases 158 to 1351 code for a protein of 397 amino acids. Gene Ontology annotation, molecular function: lipid binding. The record is from RefSeq and is a predicted model, not a curated record. Lineage: Eukaryota; Viridiplantae; Streptophyta; Magnoliopsida; Poales; Poaceae. The transcript has 3 exons.